Molecule: messenger RNA, 786 nt
Organism: Aspergillus puulaauensis
Lineage: Eukaryota; Fungi; Ascomycota; Eurotiomycetes; Eurotiales; Aspergillaceae
Exons: 2
Coding region: 1-786 (261 amino acids)
Source: RefSeq, a predicted model, not a curated record
AUGGAUUCCAUCGGCAUUCAGAGUAUCUCAGGACAAGGACCGACAGAAGCAGAACAAGGAUCAUCCGACGGAUCAGUAUCAAGUAAUAUCACACCCACGACCCAAAUUACAAACGCAACCCCAACCACCUUUGGCGGCUUAGAAGAUGCCACCGGCCACGUCACCACCAGCAGCAGCAGCAGCAGCAGUAGCAGCAAUAGCGACAGCGGCGGCGGCGGCGGCGGCAUGAGCACCAACACCAAAGUCGCCAUCGCCGUCCCUGUCGCCGUCGUCGGCGCCGCCAUAAUCGCUGCAAUUAUAUUCUUCCUCAUCCGCCGGCGCCGGCGCCAGCGCCAACGAACCUCCCAAUAUCCCAACAUCUCAACGCCCCGAAUGGAAAAUUCCUCCUCCCUCUUCAUCCCCGCCCAUAUCGAACCUGUCCCGCCGCCCCCACCAGCACCAGGGAACCAGCGCUCGAUGCCUGAUGAACAUGAAGCUCUCUCUCUGCCUCCUCACCCGUCAGAAGUAGGCGUCGCACAAACGACACCACCAGUCCCCGCCGUCGUCGCAGUGCCACCACCAGAUCUAGAAUGGAGGACGUCUGAGGAACGACGUGCCAUCGGACGGCCACAGUCGCCAUUCAGUCACCCAAGCGACCACGAUCAUGAAGAUUCCAUGUCUAUUGUGUCGGAGAUUCACGACCGGGAGGGAGUGAUGAGGACCAGGGCUGUGAGAGACGAUGAUAUGUCAUCUGUAUCAAGCUUCGAGGAUGACGAGCCGAGACCGUCGAUGAAUCGGCCGCGGUAA